Messenger RNA from Acanthosepion pharaonis, 1134 nucleotides. NCBI's taxonomy places the organism in Eukaryota, Metazoa, Mollusca, Cephalopoda, Sepiida, Sepiidae. The record is from the annotation of a GenBank genome assembly.
AUGGAACUACAAGACAUGGGUGAGAGAGUUUUCGCCGCCGAACGCAUUCAAAAAAGACGUAUACGCAAGGGCAAAGUUGAAUUUUACGUUAAAUGGAAGGGAUGGUCCCCAAGGUACAAUACAUGGGAACCAGAAGAAAAUAUUUUAGAUUCGCGAUUGAUCGAAGCCUUCAAGAACAGUCAAGGCGAUAAAGAUGUGCUUCCACAUAAGAAAGGACCUAAACCUAAGAAAGUAAAAUUGCAGGAUUCAGCCACAGAUGACACAGGGGAUGGGUCAGACAUGGAAAUGGAAAGUCCGCCUUGUCGACGAAAAGCUGUCAGUCAUCUUGAACAAAAUCCCAGUGGUACUUCUUCCUCAUCGACCACAACAACAACAACACCAGCUUCAUCGUCAUGUGGAGAAGGCACAUCUAGUAAAUAUCGGCCUCGGGAAUCUGGUUUCCGGGGCCUUUCAACUCCUCAAAAUGAUCCGAACCGGAAAGAGCGGUCAUCAACUAAAAGUCUAGAUGAGAAAGUAAAUGAAAGCAACAUUCAACGGAGUAAAAAUAAUGAUCGACCCAGCAGCAUUGUGGGUAGCUCUAAUCCCCACAGCACUCCUCUACAAGUACACAUGCCCAUAAAAAGAGGGCCAGGCCGACCCCCUAAAAACAGACCGUUGUUAGGAGUUUCAACCCCUCCAACUACCAAAUCCUUGCCUACAACUCGACCUUCUUCAGUGAUUAAGUCAACUGGCAAUGUAGGUCAUGGUAUGAGGAAACACAGCAAGGGUACACCAUCAAGUCUCAAUGGCCAGAGUGGCAAAGACGGUAAAAACAAAGAGACCGAGUCAAGGGCUGUGUUAAGUCAGCUGCAGGAUGGCCACGAGGAAGUACCGGCCAGUCGGCACACUGACAAAAAUAAAUGCAUUUCUUUUGCUCGCGACAAUUUUGAGGGACUUGAAUACAGCACAGACACUGAAAACAAAACCAGUGCCCCUGAAAGGCGUACAUAUUGGUGUCCACCCCCAAAUGUAAAGCCCCUCCUUGACCAGGUAUUUAUUACAGACGUUACUUCCAACAUGGUUACUGUGACUGUUCGAGAAUGUGCCACGGAAAAUGGAUUCUUCCGAAAUCGAGAAGAUGGACAAUGUGCUUAA